Messenger RNA from Aedes aegypti (yellow fever mosquito), 2234 nucleotides. Its product is annotated as protein rolling stone. Bases 506 to 1426 code for a protein of 306 amino acids. Gene Ontology annotation, cellular component: membrane. NCBI's taxonomy places the organism in Eukaryota, Metazoa, Arthropoda, Insecta, Diptera, Culicidae. The record is from RefSeq and is a predicted model, not a curated record. The transcript has 7 exons.
UUCGUCGGUGCCGGAUCGAAACCGUUCGGGAGGCUCGCCCUUCGCUUCGUGCGCGCAGUCAUAAAAAAGUGAAGUAAAGUUCCAGUGCUUCAGGGCGGGACGAAUGAAAAGCUGAGUGCACUAGCGCUAUCACCGAUGAAAAGUGAACAAGUAGUGUACAGAAGUAGCGUCUCUCCCGGAUGGUGCAAUCCGAAAGCAGUGGAAUAACCUUCGCCCACAAGUGCUACCCAGUGAAAAUCGAUCCCCGUUGAAGCGUCUCUCCCGGAUGGUGCAAUCCGAAAGCAGUGGAAUAACCUUCGCCCACAAGUGCUACCCAGUGAAAAUCGAUCCCCGUUGAAGCUGCAGUGGGAAAACGUUGCUUUCCUACCCCCACCCCCGCAUAUAAAGGACGUAGGCUUUCGUAACAGCUCGAGUCGGAAUCGAAAACAGCAUCACGUUGGAAUACCAGGAGCAGCAGAGUUGUGCGUGUUCGCACAACGAAAACAAGUCUUCCUGUUUCAGAAUCAUGGUUACCAAAAUAUGGCGGAGCUGCUUUCCGUCAGCUGAAAACUCGCCACAUCACGUCGAACGACAUCAUUUCUAUCUAUGUCAGUGGCAAACUAACACUCAAGUCGGGAUAUGCUAUCUGAUGUACCGGUUAAUCGUGGCCAUUCUGCUGCUGGCAGUGCUCGCCUGUUCUGCCCUGGACAUUGGCCGAUCGGAACCCAUGCUGGAACAUCACUACGCCAAAUGGUGGAUCUACCUGACGCACUGGGCACUGAUAGCGUGCGCCCUGCAGGCCUGGCUGGCUGCAAUUAUCGUUACCAAAGGCCUGAUGAUUGACCGGAACGAGUUCGAAUGGAAUAUCCAUGUCGCCCGGGAGAGUCGAUUGCAUGCCGUCUACUGGGUUGUCUACACGAUUGCCACGGUUUACUCGUUCAUCGUCACGAUAGUCUAUUGGACGUUUGUGUACGACCCGGAGAUUCACCGAGUGGACGCCGUAAAUCUGAUGGUGCACGUGCUGAACUCCGUCAUAAUGCUAAUCGAUUUGACCAUUGUGGGACACCCAAUAAGGCUGAACCAUGCCUACUGGACGACUGGAAUCGGAGUGCUGUAUGCGCUGUUCUCGGUCAUAUACUACCUGGCCGGGGGCACCGACAGGCACAACGAGUCCAGCAUCUACAAGAUGCUCGACUGGCAAAAGCCGGGCAAGUCGAUUGUGGUUUGCGUACUGGGAGUAUUUUUCGUGUUUGUCAUCCACUUCCUGUGCUACUGCAUGUACUGCUUGCGGGUGUGGCUGUAUGCUCGCUUCUGUCUCCCGGAGCCGAUCCGAAACGGGUCCCGCAACGGUGAGAAGAUUAGCUGCAUUACCAGAAGCCUCUCGACGAUGGAGGAAUCCCAACGGGAGCAGUUCCUCAACCCAUCAACCGUCAUCGAUCUCAAGUGAUACGAGGAGGCAGCCCAGCAACAACAACAGCAACCGCAGCCACAACCCUCUGGUUCCGGUUCCAGUUCCGCCUACCGGGCCGGAGGCAACGAUCCUUCGGCCCAACCACUGAAACAUCACAAGCAACAACAGCAACAGCAACAACAACAGUAUCAUCAUCAGGAGCCACAACAGUCAUUCACGUGCGCUCGUUAGCUCAAGUAAAUUAUAAUAACGUUUUCAAGAGUCAUUGUUCGAUAGUAUAACGUUCGGAAGGGGGAAAAUUAUCCUUCAGAUGUUUGAUUAAAAGUAAAAAAAUGAGAGGAAAUUACACUCUUAACAAUAACAUAAAAAAGACGACGAACACACAGAGAGAGUUGUUUAGCGCAGUAACAAAUUGUGUAAAUUGGUAAUAAAAUUUUAAGUAGGUGGGUAGCUCUGAAGGUGAGUUUUUUGUAUACAACAGUUUUAAACCACACAGAAAGUUUAAAGAAAAAAAAAAACUGAAAAAUAUUAAUCGACUGUUACGAUGCAUGAAAGAAUGCGGUAGAAUCAUUGAUAUAUAUAAAUUCUAUAUUACCACAAACUAGCAAUGGUCGGUGUGAUUGAUGACGCAGUUUUCGAUCUCAGGAUAUAAAAAAAAAAGUUUGGCAUUUAAGCAGUGAUAACUACAGGUUCCUAUUUCCGGCGUGUAAAGCUCUCUGAUCCAUUGUAUUAUCUUUAGUUUAGGAUCAAGCCGCAUGCAUUUGAGUAUCUAAUCUUAGCACCGAUAUAGUUUUAGUCGAUUUGUUUAGCGAAUAAACAAACAUGAUAGAUUUUUCGCAUCACA